AUGAGGACGCAGGAGCUGUGCUUGGGGCGGGGCCUGGCGUGUAUUCGAAAGGAAGGCGCCGGCUGCGGGAAAAUGGCGGCUCAGCCGUUGCGGCAUCGCUCACGUUGUGCAACGCCGCCCCGGGGGAACUUUUGUGGUAGCACUGAGAGGGCGAUCGACCAAGCUUCUUUUACGACCUCCAUGGAGUGGGAUACGCAGGUGGUGAAGGGGUCCUCGCCGCUUGGCCCCGCAGGGCUGGGGGCUGAGGAGCCAGCCGCCGGCCCGCAGCUGCCGUCUUGGCUGCAGCCUGAGAGGUGCGCUGUGUUCCAGUGCGCACAGUGCCACGCAGUGCUCGCCGACUCGGUGCACCUCGCCUGGGACCUGUCGCGGUCCCUCGGGGCCGUGGUCUUCUCCAGAGUUACAAAUAACGUCGUUUUGGAAGCGCCCUUCCUAGUUGGCAUUGAAGGUUCACUCAAAGGCAGUACUUACAACCUUUUAUUCUGUGGUUCUUGUGGGAUUCCCGUUGGUUUCCAUCUGUAUUCUACCCAUGCUGCCCUGGCUGCCUUGAGAGGUCACUUCUGCCUUUCCAGUGACAAAAUGGUGUGCUAUCUCUUAAAAACAAAAGCCAUAGUAAAUGCAUCAGAGAUGGAUAUUCAAAAUGUUCCUCUAUCAGAAAAGAUUGCAGAGCUGAAAGAGAAGAUAGUGCUAACGCACAAUCGCUUGAAAUCACUAAUGAAGAUUCUGAGUGAAGUGACUCCUGACCAGUCCAAGCCAGAAAACUGAUCCUGUACCAAAGCUUGAGUGUCAGGUUCAGGCUUUAUUGCUGUCUUCAACAACAGGUGCUGCUUAGUCAUUUCUUGAAAAAGAUUGGCUUCAAGAAUGGAGGGGAAAUGCAGUUUCUAUUUACCUUUAGGCUGAUUUUCCAAAUUAUUUGUGAAGCUGUUUUUAGAAGAUGAGAGACUAAGGAUUCUUCUCUUUUAUAGCUAUUUGCCUUAAGAACUUACUUUAGAUUCUUAUUGAAUUCAUAAUACUUAUCUCUGAAAAUGUCUUUGACUGUAAAUUUAGGAAUUAAGAUGCAGAGUCUCAUGUGUCCUCUGAUCUAAAGUUGCAUGGUUGGUCUGAAAAUAGAGUUGGGCUUAAUGUUGACUUCUAUUACUCCUGCAUGGAGCAGUUGUUAUGAAUACUAAUAAAUCACUUUUUAACUUCUGUAAAAUACAGAUCAUAAUAUUCUAUAGGUAAUGUUUAAUAAAUUGCCUGAAUAAUAUACAAUUUGUCUCUUUUUCAGUUGUAAACUGAGGUUAACAGAGAAAUAAUGAAAGCAAUGAUAAAACGAAACAGUUACCAAAGUACUAUUUUCUAUAAUUUUGUUUUAUGUAGCACUUUGAGUAACUUAUCAAAAUAUUAAUUUAAUAUAUAUAUUUGUAAAGUGUUAGACUAGGUGCUGGGGAUAAAAGGUAAGCAAAAAUAGACACACUAUCCUUAGAAUUUAUAAUCUAGUCAGAGAGGGACAUUCAAAUAAUCACAUAAAGAUAUGUAAAAUUACAGGCCUGGCGCGGUGGCUCACAUCUGUAAUUCCAGAUUUUUGGAGGCCGAGGCAGUGGAUCACUUGAGAUCAGGAGUUCAAGACCAGCCUCGCCAACGUGGUGAAACCUCGUCUCUACUAAAAAUACAAAAAUUAGCCAGGCAUGGUGGUGCGCACCUGUAAUCCCAGCUACUCAGGAACCUGAGGCAGAAGAAUUGCUUGAACCCAGCAGGUAGAGGCUGCCGUCAGCCGAGAUCGUGCCACUGCACUCCAGCCUGGGCGACAGAGUGAAACUCCAUCUAAAAAAAAAAAAAAUAUAUGUAAAAUUAUGACGCUAGUAAGGGUUUUGAAGUAAAGGAACACAGGGAUACACGCACAUAAAGCAGGUAACUGACCUGGUCUGGGUUUCUGGGAAAGAAACCCUCUGUGUAGAAGUGAAGUUUCAGCGGUGGUCUGAAAGAUGAAUAGGAAUUAAUAAGGUGAUGGAGGGAUGACCUUUAUGAGGUCCUUAAAAGAAGGCCUGCCUAAUCAAAUUUACUUUUUCAGAAUGUCACUGUGGUUGUCCUAUGGAAAACAGGUGGGAAGGGCAGCAAGCAGACCACUAAGGAGAGCCUUUGGCACUAGCACAAUCAAGAAAUUACAUAUCCAAGUGGUGGAGGAUAGAAAAGCUAACUUGGCUGGGAUGUAGCUAGCAGAAUUUUUUUUUUUUUUCUUCCCGAGAUGGAGUCUUGCUCUGUCGCCCAGGCUGGCGUGCAGUGGCCUGAUCUCUGCGACUGCCAUCUCCCGAGUGUUGAAGCGAUUCUCCUGUCUCAGCCUCCUGAGUAGCUGGGAUUACAGGUGCAUGCCACCACGCCCGGCUAAUUUUUUGUGUUUUAGUAGAGACGGGGUUUCACCGUGUUGCCCAGGGUGGUCUCGAACUCCUGAGCUCAGGCAAAUCCACCCGCCUUGGCCUCCCAAACUGCUAGGAUAACAGGCAUGAGCUACUGCGACUGGCCUGCUUAUGCUUUUUUUGAGGGGAGGGUGGUGAGACAGGGUCUCACUCUGUCACCCAGGCCUGAGUGCAGAGGUGUGAACAUGGCCCACUGCAGCCUUGACUUCCUGGUCUCAAGUGAUCCUCCCAACUGUAUCCUGAAUAGCUGGCACCACAGGUUUGUGUCACCACGCCUGGCUAAUUUAAAAAAAAAAAAAAAAUUGUAGAGACAAGGCCUCACUGUGGGCUCAAACUGGGCUCAAGGGAUCCUCACUUCAGCCUUCUGAAGUGUUGGAAUUACAGUGGUGAGCCAUUGUGCUAGGUCUGAUUAUGCGUAGAGUUGCAAAAAUUUGGUCCUAUAAGCAAGGUUGAUGCUUUCUGGCAAAAACCAGCACAAUAAAAGCUUUUACUUUUUAAAGAAUAAGACCUAACAUAGGCCAGGUGCAGUGGCUCACGCCUGUAAUCCCAGCACUUUGGGAGGCCGAGGCGGUUGGAUCACGAGGUCAGGAGUUCCAGACCAGCCUGCCCAACAUAGUGAAACCCCGUCUCUACUAAAAAUACAGAAAUUAGCUGAGCAUGUGGCGUGCGUCUGUAGUCCCACUACUCGGGAGGCUGAGGCAGGAGAAUUGCUUGAACCUGGGAGGCAGAAGUUGUGGGGAGCCAAGAUCAUGCCACUGCAUGCCAGCCUGGGUGACAGAGCAAGACGCCGUCUCAAAAAAAAAAAGACCUAAUAAAUACCACAUUGAGUCACCCUUGGUUGCUCUGGGUGACAGAGCAAGACUCCGUCUCUAAAUAAAUAAAUAAAUAAAUAAAUAAAUAAAUAAAAUUAAAUGCUUGAACUUUAUGUCAAAUUAAACUGGCUAGCUUUAAAUAGAUUUUUUUCAGAUUACAUGCUCACUCUAGAAAAAAGAGAUGUGUGACAAAAUAUAGAGUGAAAGUAUACUUCUUCCUUUUCUAUUUUUUGAGAAGCACAAUAUAGCAUCCUGGUAAGUGAGCAGGCUCUGGAACCAAACUGGAUUGAAACUGUGGCUUGGGUACUUACUAGCCAUGAACUGGAACAAUUUAUCUGUUUUAAGUUCCUUCUAUGUAAAAUAGGGAUAAAAACUAUAGUAAUUAGAGCUGUAGUGAGCAUUAAAUGAGUUAAUUAAUGCAUCUAAUGUAAUUAGAGCAGUGCUUAUCACAUAGUUGGUGCUCAAUGAAUACUAUUAUUAAACUCCAUGUAUGUGGAUACACACAUAGAGACACAAAAUAAAGGCAAUUACAUAUAUGUUAGAAAAAGUAUUCCAAAACUCCUUAUGGCUGUAAAAGCAACAUUACAUAUUGAGGUUUGAAUGGCUGCCUGUUCCACUGUACAACACACUGGAAACUGCUACAGCUAGGUCUCAAGUAACCUGGUCCUUUGUUCUUUAACAUCUGAAGAGUACUUUGGCACAGGUCUUUGGAAAGGCUCCUUCUCCCAUCAUCAGUAUGUACUGCAUUAUUUAAAAUUACCCAUUUCAAGUAACGACACACAAUGAGAUUUCAGUGCAUUCUCAGCCCAUGCUGCUUUAUUGCUAAAAUAUAUAUAUACACAGGUGCAGAGUUUCCAACUUUAACAGUUCCUUUUUACAUCAAAGAAUUAAAUUUCUUCAAAAACCCCAAAGAUGCAUAGAUUAAGAAGCAAGCUGCCUUUUGUAAUACUUAAAAUAAUAUUCAGUGAAACUCUUAACGUCAUACACCAAUGGUGCAAUGGAGAAUAUGGAGGACAGCAAGUAAACACAGUGAGCAACUCUUAUUCUUACAAGGCAGUAAGUAAAGUAUAAUGUGAAGGACAGUCUAAGAUAAUCUUUCUGGUUAUAAGAAAUGGGUCGGUUUUAUGAUAAGUGCCAAGACUGUUACUGUUUAAGGAUUGAUGAUAAUGUAUUACCAGAAUACCUUUCUUAUCCCUGGGAGAAAAUAUUUUUUCACUGAUGGAAUGACAUAUCACCAAGGGAGAAAAAAACCUGAAUACUGUCAGUAACUAAGAUACCUAUUCUAACUUUAAAGAAGAUUUAGGACUUCAUGGAGAAAUCUGUGAUGUUUGGUUUCCCAAAAUUAAGUAUUUUAAUGUGCCUUAGUGGAAUAAUCGGAGGAAUUUAGAGAAACUCUGUACUUAAUCUUUACUGGCUGACAGACAUGCUAUCAAGUAAUUGGGGAAGACAAACUAUAUUCAGGAUAUGACAUCUCACUUCAUAUAUUUGAAUGGAAACCAAACAUCACAGUCACAGGAAGUCUAAUUCAAUUCUGAACCACUCAAAAGUUACCAUUCCACUUUAUUCAUUCCCAAAGUUAUUUGUAGCAAAAUCCUACAGGAAAGAAUGAAAUAAAAAGUUUUCAAAAAAUUUUUUUCAAUCAUAGAAUGUAAAACCUUGAAUGUGCCUUGUGAAAAUCAUUUAGUCUAAUCUUGAAUUCUAUUUAGGCUUGUUUCAGACAUCAUGAAUGCCAUUUUUACGUCAUUUGUCACAAUCACUUGUACUUAUAUAAGGGUUAUUUUUAAAGUCAGGAAUUUUCUCAAGGAAAAUUUUAAGCUACUACAGGCCAGGUGCAGUGGCUCACACCUGUAAUCCCAGCACUUUGGAAGGCUAAGAGGGGGGCGGAUCACGUAAGGCCAGGAGUUAAAGACCAGCCUGGCCAACAUGGCGAAACCCCAUCUCUACUAAAAAUACAAAAAUUAGCUGAGGGUGGUGGUGCAUGUCUGUAAUCCCAGCUACUCGAGAGGUGGAGGUUGCAGUGAGCUGAGAUCACAUUGCUUCACUCCAGCCUGGGUGACAGAGUGAGACUGUUUAAAAAAAAAAAAUUUUUUUUAAGCUACUGCAAUAAAUUUGUUUAUUCAUCAAAUAAAAUAAAUAGCAAGGAUUUUCUUCUAUUGGAAAAAAUAGAUAGCAAGGAUUUUCUUCUAGUGGAAAAAGUUUCUCCUGUUUAACCUGGCAUUAAAAGCUUUAGUCAAGAAAUUGUAGUCUGGCCAAACCCAUCAAGGAUAAAACUUUGGCUAUAAAAUUUGUUUAAACUGUUUUUUUAUGCAAUAAAAUAACAAACUAACCACAGAUCUGUCAGUAUUUUCAGGACUAUUCUACAAAAAGGAAGUCUCCCUUAUCGCAGGGGUACUUUAUAGUUGGUCAUUGGUAGUUGGUACCAUUAUCAUCCACAACAUGUGCCUAGUCAUCUGAAAAUCCUGAAAUAGUGGAAAUAUGUGCAUCCUGACUCUUUUCAACUCAAAUCCCAGUUUUAAAAGACCUAAAACUUUGUCUACAUAAACCAUAUCAUAAACAAACCCCACAUCCAUAUCUAGUUAUUUUACAUACUCCAUACUGGCAUUCCCUACUUUCCUACUCUUUCUGAAACUCUGCACCUUUCUGAUUAUUAUAGCCAUAGCAGCUAGUUUUAUUCAGCAUGCUUAGUUUGUGUCUUUUGUUUUCAAACAUGCUUGGGGACUAAUGGAACCAGGCAAGUGGUUAGAGGGUGGGCACUGCUACGCCCUAGUCCUGACAGUUUGAAUGUCUUGUGGUUGCCCCCGUUUAUCUUCUACUUCCCAUUUUCAAUGGAAGUAAGAAAAAUUCUUUAUUAAAACAUGAAAGUAAUCUGAAUAUAUUCAAGCUAUUGGUCUUAGUCUCUAUUGCUUCAUUAUUAACAAAUGCAUAUAUAAAAUAACUAGUAACCACAACACUGGACAUUUCGAGUCAUGCAUUAGAAUGUUCGUACUCUAAAACCAGAGUUAAGGUCCUGUCACUAUUGCUUGCACUUUCAAUCAGACCCAGUUUGAGUUUAAUAAGCAUGCAAAAUAAAUUCCUUGAUUCAGAGGAAUUAGGGGAAAUAACAAGGAUCCAUGCAAGUUUCAACUCAAAAGUUGGGUUAAUAAUUGCUUAGAAAUGCAGGUAGAAGCUCCACAUCUAUCACAAUGCUGCUUCAGAAAAGGGAUAGGAGUCAUACACAAAAAUGUUAAAAUUAGGACCACUAGUCAGUUUUAAAAGGCUUAUAUGCAAAUCCUGGUCCAUCUGAGUAGAGAAUGAUGUACAAAUUCUGGGAAAAGAAAGAGAAUUGAGGGAUGUAGAGUCUUAAGGAACUGUUAAUUUUCUUGGCGAUUUACUGACAACUAUAACAGGAGAGCAUAGGUGGUUUAGGAGGAUGGUUAAGAUGCUCUUAGGCAGAAUGGUUUCUUUUCUGAUUCAUGCUAAUGAGCAUUACCUGCAUAGCUCCCUGGGGAAAAAAAUGAUAACGAGCAGGGCUAAUACAAUGUAAACUCAAGCUAUCAAUACCCUGAAAUUUAGCACAGCCCUCUGCUUUUUAAAACUGUUCGCCAAGGGAUCCUUCCAAAUAGGAUAUAAUAGCCAAGCAAUGUUCAUUAAUAAACUAAAGCAAUCUGCUUGAACCAACAGCACCAUGAGAAUGUAAACUCCUGGAGGCCAAGAGUCUUCAUCUUUUUGCAUAUCACAGAUACAAGAAGAGUAAACAUGAGACCACAGUAACUUUGAAAAGUAAUUAACUGUAUACUUUCAAGACUAGGAAAAACUUGUAGUAUAUUUUAGCAUUUAGAUGUAUUAACAUGGCUGUUAAGAGUAAUCUUUAAUUGUUCCAAGUAACUGAACUGCUGACAUCAUUGUACUACGUAGCGCUGUCCCCAGAUAGUGCAGAUGUCUGAAUAUUGCUUGGUUAUUCCAAUGUCUCUAAGACCAACUGACAGCAUAGGACAUUUAAAGAGGAGCUAUAAUCAACUUAACAUAGCCUUUUCCCUGUGUGUUAGUUGUCAUGUAAGAAUUAAAUAUUAAAGAGGCACUAUUUCUUAGAUCUACAUCACUUCGUUUUUUCCCUGGAAAAACAAAGACCCAGUCUUUUCAGGGAUAGUCAAGGUGCUAAAAGGCCAAGAUAGACAUCAGGUGAAAGGGAGUGAAGUCACCCUAGUUCCACUAUUAUAUUCUGAUGUGAGCUGUGUGGUUCCUCAGAUCAAGAAACUAGUUUGCUGGGUUCUCAUUGAUAAAGAAUAAGCAGUCACAGGCCAUAGGACACAUCUAUAUUAGACAAGGUUUCACAUCUCGCCCACCGAAACAUAUUCACUGGCUAUUACUUUCAGUUCUUCUGCUUUGCAUCUUUAAAUCCUAACUCCCUAAUCAUAAGCAUCUGAGAAAUCCGGCUUAUCCAUGUUCUUGGGAGUUUUUUUAAAACAUUAAACUCACAAACUUCUCUCCCUUUAAAAAAAAUGUACCCAGGAAACCAGUGGAGAAAGAUGAGGAGACAAAGCAGAAAGUAUACCAUUCUACAAAAUAAAUGCCUGUUGCUAAAACAUCGUAAGCAAAAAACCCAUAGAGCGGCUUCAGUGGGGCUGUAGUACAUUUGUUUCCAGGUUAAGCACUAUAAAGGUUUAAUUUCAACAGCUCUAACCCUCUGAUUUAGGAAACAAACAGGGUCUUUAACCUUUAACUUACAAAAAAGAUUAUUUCUCACAUAAAGAUAAAUUCAUAUACAUUCAUACUGUUCUAAAAGAAAGUACCUUUCAUAUGGUCUUCAUCCAGAACAUUUUUUCCUUUUGUGCAUUUUUUGUUUGUUUGUUUGAGGUGGAGUCUUACUGUCACCAGGCUGGAGUACAGUGGUGUGAUCUCAGCUCACUGCAACCUCCGCCUCCCAGGUUUAAGUGAUUCUCCUGCCUCAGCCUCCCCAGUAGCUAGCUGGGAUUACAGGCAUGUGCCACCAUGCCCAGCUAAGUUUUGUAUUUUUAGUAGAGAUGGCAUUUCACCAUGUUGGCCAGGAUGGUCCUGAUCUCUUGACCUUGUGAUCCGCCCACCUUGGCCUCCCAAAGUGCUGGGAUUAUAGGCGUGAGCCACCGCACCUGGCCUUUGUGCAACUCUUGGUUGCAGAGCCCCACAAACUCAAGUAGUAUCACUUAUUCUAUUGUACAACCUUGCUAAUGCAAAUUACUAUACAUGCACAAACUUAUUGCUACUAAAAUUCUACCUCUUGAAAAUUACUAUGCAUUUUAUGGCUUUUUCUUUUUCAACAGGAAAUAUCCUUUCCUAUAUAUUGUGCUAUUCUGUAUUCACUACCUUUUCAGGUUUUUUUUUUUUUUUUUUUUUUUUUAAGUUAAAUGCUUUUCAGUAAUGGAUUCUCCCAGGCACUAAACUACUUAAGCCAGGAGUAUAACUACUUCAAAUACACUAUGAGAAUCUAAACUUGGGUCUCUGGAGAUCUGCUGCCAGAGUCUACUUGUUCUAACCUGUGUAUGCACAAGAUACACCACAUUAUAAUAGUUUUGCAUUUGCUAUCAUACAUUAGUUAUGUAGAAUCUGUGUCAGCAAAUGCUGGACUCUCCCUAAUACUGAAAUUUUAAAAUCACCUCAGAAAACUGCCACUUCUGAGUUCUCAAGGCAGCUUUUAGAGGUAGGAAUUCCUUCUCUACAGAAAGCUAUCUUAUUCUUUCAGAACAAAACAACUGUUUUAUUUCCACAAGUAAAGUAGAUAAAAGUGAAAGCUGUCUGAGGCUUACUAUACCCAAGAGAAAAAGUCUACUUACUACGUAGCAACCUAGGUAGGUGCCACCCAGCUACAUUUCCAGUUCUCAUGAAAAGGUCUGAAAAUCCCAUCAACAGACAAUUCAGCACACUUGGAAAUAGGAAGAGCCCUAACAAAUAAUUGAAUACUCCAAAUUACUGAGUGUUUGCACACAGCAUGCUGCAAACAGGAAAUGUAAAUGGUCUGGAGAUUAGAAAAGCACUCACUGAAGCAAUUAACAGCAUCUCCGUAAGACAUGCAAAAUGUAAUUUCUUGACAUACAAGGAGUAGGAAAAUAAUGAACCUAAAAGACAUGCCAUGUUAAGACAUGAAAAGAGCAGGCCAGGUGGAUUACUUGAGGUCAGGAGUUUGAGACCAGCCUGGCCAACACGGCAAAACCCCGUCUCUACUAAAAAUACAAAAAUUAGCUGGGCGUGGUGGUACGUGCCUGUAGUCCCAGCUACUCGGGAGGCUGGGGCACGAGAAUCACUUGAACCCAAGAGGCAGAGGUUACAGUGAGCAAAGAUUGUGCCACUGCACUCCAGCCUGGGUGACAGAGUGAAACUCUAUCUCCCCCCACCCCAAAAAAAGAGCAAAGCAGAAUAAUUAAAUGCGGUCUCAUUUUGACUUGAGGUUUCAUAAGACACAAAGACAGCUGGUUUCCAGAUACCUUAUGGAAAGCUGAAAUGUCCUCAAACAUAGUAUCUCAGAUUUUGACCCCACAUUUCUAUUCAUAAAUGAGUCUUUUGGGCCUUAAUCUCUUUUCCCCAGGAAGAAUAUAACAGAUUUAGACAUUAUGGAAAAAGAAAAGGUUUAGAUUUUCCACUCUUUUUACACUAUUUGUUAUUAUCAAUAAUUCAUCCUGAAGUUUAAAAUCACUAGACUCAUGCACUAACCCCUAACAUGGCACUACAAUAUGCUACCAAGCACUAAUGCUUACAAAACUAUACACAUCUCAAAAUGGAAGACAUUGGUGAUUUUGUUGUUCUUAAACAACUUGUAACAUUUGUCCACAAGUAUUAAAAUAUACAUAUAUAUAUAUAUAUUUCUAUUGCACAUAUCCCGGUUUUAACUUUUCAAAAGAAAAACUGCCAGCUAACAUGGAUGAGCAAGGGAAAGGAAGGAAGCAUGGCUACAAAUCGACGUAUAGUCCUGCCUAAAAUUAUAGCUUUUCCUAUCAAGGGGACCAAAAUAGACAAGAAAAAAAUGUAGAUGUGUUAAGUAAACACUGGGCAACUACAGCUGGAAUAUAUCCAUUUUGUUAAAUGCAUCUGGUCUGAAGCAUGGAAGAUACAAUUUCAAGAGCAUUAAACACUGGUUCUCUCAACUGUAUAUAAAGCAUAUAGAGACGCUGAGUCUGACAGCUAUUCAAACAAGUGGGCCAGAGCUGGUUUCAAUGGUGCCAAAAGUACAGGUCCUCUACCCGCUGCCAAAUGAUCCUACCAAAAAAGAUGCCAGAAGUACACAGAGAAGAUGGGUUUAACAGACACCUGGAAGGUGUCUCCAUUCUCCAUGAUAUGACAUUUUCAACAUACUAGUGGAACCCAUAUAUGUAGGCUCCAUUCUGUCUUGAACAGUUCCAAAAUAUUAAAGAAAAACAUCAGGAAGUUGGUAGAUUACUUAAGAGAAAAAUUUGAGUUACUUUUAACCAAAGUGAUUUCUAUUAUGCUUUUAUCACUCAGUAGCUGCCCUCAAAAAAAGAAAUAUUUUAUAUAUAAUAUGUAAUUAUUUUACUGAAAGUAUUUCUUACCCAUUUCAAAUGGGCUGAUUGACCAAUCUCACUAAUAAUAAGAGUGCUCACCAUUUCCCAUUUUAGGCCAUUUUUAUCACUCUCAAAUUUUGGUGAAUCUUCCCUAAGUUCCCAGCAUCACAGCAUUCAUGGACCUGAGUAAACAUUCCGGAAAACACAGAGAUGUUCCAAUACUCUGUUCUUAAUUUCAUCUAAUUAGUUUUAAAAUUUAUUCUCUACUCACAAGAAGCAUAAAUAAAGGUUUCACUCUUAUAUAAAGACCUGACAAUACAUACAAUGGUCCUCUACUGAUUUGGAAGCAAAGACAGUUUUCUACGACAGUCUGUUCUUUAUAACGUAUAACUGUUGUGGGAAAAAAGACAAUCCAUUUCUUAUUGUAAUUAUUUUUCUUAUUUGAGGUUUCUUUUCCACGAUGACCCAACCACAAGUUUGGGAACAUUGCUUCUGAGGCCCAUUCUCUGAUGAGAAAGUUCAGUCCCAACUGGGGAAAGUACCUGAGUCCCAGCCUUUUCAGCCUAGAAAUCAGGCUGAGCGUGGUGGUGCGUGCCUGUAAUCCUAGCUACUUGGGAGGCUGAGGCAGGAGAAUCGCUUGAACCCGGGUGGGAGAGACUGCAGUGAGCAGAAAUCAUGCAUCACUCCAGCCUGGGCAACAGAGAGAGACUGCCUCAAAAAAUAAAUAAAUAAAUAAAUAAAAAUCAAACAUCCAAGUAUCGACCUUGGGUUGCAGGAAGAGUUAAUCUUAUGCGUUUAUAAAAAAAAAAAACUAUAUAAUGUGAAACACCAUAAAGUCAGAUGGCACUGCAUGAGGGAUUUUUCCUUUUUCUUAAGGAAAAGGAGUUACAUGGAAAAUUCUCUCAUCCUCCCCCCUCUGCCCCCAACUCCUCUAUGUCCAAAGUUUUUUUUAUUUUUCUGAGACAGAGUCUCA
Messenger RNA from Gorilla gorilla gorilla (western lowland gorilla), 11641 nucleotides. RefSeq names its product Opa interacting protein 5 (gene OIP5). Gene Ontology annotation, biological process: chromosome segregation; CENP-A containing chromatin assembly. The transcript has 5 exons. The record is from RefSeq and is a predicted model, not a curated record. The coding region runs from base 1 to 762 and encodes 253 amino acids. Gene Ontology annotation, cellular component: chromatin; nucleus; chromosome, centromeric region. Lineage: Eukaryota; Metazoa; Chordata; Mammalia; Primates; Hominidae.